CUGCAGGAAAUCAUAACACUUGACUCAUCCACCGUGUGUGUGUGUGUGAUUCUGCUCUCCUCUGCUAGACUUCUAGACAUACUCAUAUGUGAAGAGAGAGAGAGAGACACACAUUUAAACUCAAGGAACCUACCCUGUUGACCCGGACUGGAGACAUGACAAAAGAGACUGAGACUUUGGGGCUGGUUCUGCAGAACGAAAACUUCAUCUAUAACCGUUACACCAACACAUCAUGGACUCCUGGUCCUACAUGGACACCCCCAUAUCCAAACCCAGACUCAACCCAGGAGACGGACCUCACAGCUAUCACCAUGCUGUAUGAACAGUGCAAGAACCAGAAGGAGCAGAAGAUGCCUGCCAGCAACUGCAACAAUGCCAUGUUUAAAUCACUUGAGAGGCUUCCAAUCAGCCCGUCUCCAGAGCUGGUCUCCAUGGAAAUGCCCGCCAACCUCAUGAAGAUGCUGUCCGACAACAUUCCCUGCAGCAACCCCCAGGAGGUGCUGCCGUCGUCCAUGUGCUCGGCCGUCAAGCUCACCUCGCUGCCCAUCUCGUCGGCCCCGGACACCUACGCCACCCUGACCACCGCCAGCAUCCCGGCCGACAGCUACGACAAGCAGGACCUCAGCAACAUCUUCGACUCCCUGCUGCAGAAGUGGCCCGCGGAGACGUUCCAGGAGACCAGCGCAGAGGCUCUUCCCUACUCCGACCCCUUCUGUGAGGAGCAGUACAUCUCCUCAGACUCCUACAGCAGCUCCCCUGCAGAGCGCCACCGUAGCGACUUCCAGUUCGCCCUCGGAGCUCCAGUGGCCUCCCCCUACAAGUCUACAGAGCUGCCCAUGGUGUACCUGAACAAGGGACAGUUCUACCCCAUCACGCUGCAGGGCAUAGACAGCUCCGCCAACCUCACCGCCAGCAAAGUCAAGACAGUGGUGAUGGCCGUGUUCGAGAACGACAAGAGCCCCGAGAUCCAGCUGCGCUGCUGGAACCACUGGCACGCCCGCCAGCCCACCGUCAAGCAGAGGGUCAUCGACAUAGCUGACUACAAAGAGGUGUUCAGUGGAAUAAGCAACGUGGAGGAGGUGGCCUUCAACGCACUGUCCUUUAUAUGGAAUCCUAAUGAAGAGGCUAAGGUGUACAUUGGCCUCAACUCCCUGAGCACAGACUUCUCCUCUCAGAAGGGCGUGAAGGGCCUGCCGCUGAACCUGCAGAUCGACACGUAUGACUUCAGCACGGGCACCAACCGGCUCCUCCACCGAGCCGCCUGCCAGAUCAAGAUCUUCUGCGAUAAGGGGGCCGAGAGGAAGAUGAGAGACGAGGAGAGGAAGAGGACUAAGAGGAGAGGCAAGAACACCAGCGAUGCCAGUGCUAACAAGGGUUUAGUGAGCAGCUCCAUAGCCACUGAAUGCACCUUCUUCAAGAGCUUGGAGGACCACAUCACCCAGCCCGUGCUGUUCAUCCCAGAGACACACCUGUCCACCUUGCAGCGUGGAGGCCUGACCACGCCCUUAACCACACUCGACGAGAUCGAAAGGAUUUCCUUGAAGAGAUCUUACCAAGACACGGGAGACCAGGAUAGCCCCCCACCGGGCAAAACCCCCCGGCGAGAUGAAUCACAGAGAGUUCUGUUGUACGUGAGAACGGAGAGCGAAGAAGUGUUCGAUGCGCUCAUGCUCAACACGCCGACACUGACCAGUCUCCGUGAAGCUAUUUCUGAAAAGUACGGCAUUCAGAGGGACAACAUCGGGAAAAUGUACAAGAAAUGCAAAAGAGGGAUUUUUGUCAACAUGGACGACAACAUAAUCAAACACUAUAGCAACCAGUCGGCCUUCCUGAUCGAGACGACACAGGUCAGCGCUGGACAGUUCCAGAUCACUCUCACGGAGCUAUGAGGUCGUCCAAUCACAGAAGCUGACGAUUUUACACAACCUCUUUCUAUUAGCACUGCCUGAUCAUAAACAUUGUCGAUUAGAUCAGGACCAGGACUUAAAUCAAACCUUUCAGGGGGAAUUGGAUUGGAUUCAUUGGAUUUAUUAAAUGUCCCCUUUUCAGCUUAAAAGUCCUUUACCCGUUCACUGCCUCUGGGAAUAUCAGUGAUUUAUUUCCAUAUUUCUUUUUAAGUAUAAACAUUAGAGCAAUUAUAAUUGAUAUUCUGUAAAUAUGUAUUGUAAAUAGAAAUUAAGAUGAAAAAAUGUUUUACUGUUUAAUGAAACCAGUGGUUUGGAUAUUGUUAUAUAUUUGCCAUGAAUUGCUACAUAUUUCAAUCUACAAUGUAUAGUAUAGCAUUUUGCUAUUUUCAGAAGGUGCCAUUUUUGCUGCUUUAAAACAUUUAAAAUGUAUAGACCAUUUCCAUUCUUUUCAUAUAUUUUCUCUAACCUAGAAACCACCAUUGACCUUUCUCACUUGUGGCACAGCUCUCUGUCCCUGUGACUUCUCGCUCUCUCCAGACAUUGUAUUAUACCAAACCAACGUGUGUUGCUGUUUGAUGCCGCCAAGAGUUUAAUUCUGUCUAUUAUUUCUAUAACUAUAACGACCCCACCGCGGGUUGUGGUUGUAACUGAAUGUCACACAUUUCUCCUUUUUGACACCAAGCAGCCUUUGGGGUGGCCAUCAUUUCUUCAACUGUAUUUAAUAACCCUUGAGCUGGCGUUCAGUGAGGUUCCGUGGAAGUUUUCAUUUGAUUUGUUUGCGUAAUAACUUUUUUGUUGUUGCGUUAUUUCAAGGCUUACAUUAUCCCUGGAAUAUUUAAGCUACCAUUGCGAUUCUGGUUGUAUUAUUUGUACUUUGCCUUUUUACGGAAAAUAAAGAAAAUUCAAAAUA
Molecule: messenger RNA, 2817 nt
Organism: Gadus macrocephalus (Pacific cod)
Lineage: Eukaryota; Metazoa; Chordata; Actinopteri; Gadiformes; Gadidae
Gene: grhl3
Product: grainyhead-like transcription factor 3
Exons: 15
Coding region: 156-1889 (577 amino acids)
Biological process (GO): regulation of transcription by RNA polymerase II
Cellular component (GO): nucleus
Molecular function (GO): RNA polymerase II cis-regulatory region sequence-specific DNA binding; DNA-binding transcription activator activity, RNA polymerase II-specific
Source: RefSeq, a predicted model, not a curated record